AUGUAUUUCCGCUACACGUCCGCCCUCGCCCUCGUUACCUCCCCUGCUGCUGGCCCCCCAGCUUGCGUCGAGCAUCCGGGCUACGUAACGCUCACAGGCGGGAUAUUGAAUUACAAGUCCGGCUUGAAAACCCCCUUGGAGCCGACGUGGGGCGCUGUGUUCCCCAACAUGACAGCUGCUAAGUCUGCAUGCGAUGCCGACAGCGCCUGCAUCGGCUUCAACAGUCGCGGCUUUACGGUGACCUUGGCUGGUCUCGGGCCCGUGAACAUUGAACACGCGACCCAAUGCCUGUAUCUCAAGCAAGACGCGCCCUCGAGGUCCAACUACAUAUUGGUUCCGUUCCUCAAGUGGAUAGAGGCCUCGCAUUCCAGCGUUACUGUCAGGAUGCCUGAUCAGGAAGCGGCCAAAAAGGGGUGUGAAAGCUCGGCUUGCGCUGCUUGGAGCACGGAUGGUUUUUACGCUGUCGGCCCACUUUCUUUUACGGAGUUCCUUCCGAGCCCCACCGGUUCUUCAAUGUACCUGAGGCGUGCAUGCUUUGAAAAGCUUGGCUACAGCUCGCAGUAUCAGGGUUCAAACGUGGUUUCAGCAAAGUUCACCCGUUAUCCAAAGCCGGAAGAGGGCAUACGCGGCCUCGCCAACGGCACGGCACCGGGCGGCGCCAAGGCGGCAGAGGAAUACUGCAAUUUGGAUUACCGAUGCACCGGUUUUGAUUUCGAUGGCAACUUUGUAAUUGGUGCAACAAAAGUCGUCUACAGCAGGACCAGUAAAUGCGCAUACAUUAAAGACCCUUGUGCCCCCAUGCGUGGUUUUGCCGCCUACAACGACGUGAACAUCAAGCCCAUGUACAGCCCGAGCAGUCGGCCCAAUCAGACAGCCCUCGCGGACGCCUAUCAGACAUGUCUGGCCGACCCAUCUUGCCGGGCCUUCAACAACGCAAGAUACAUGUGGUCCACAGACUGGCUGGUCCCCGAGCUGGCGGAGAGCUACGUGGAGGAUGCCCCGGGCAUCUGCCUGUACUACAAGCUGUCGUAG
Volvox carteri f. nagariensis is the source of this 1032-nucleotide messenger RNA. RefSeq lists its product as uncharacterized. The transcript is spliced from 4 exons. Bases 1 to 1032 code for a protein of 343 amino acids. The record is from RefSeq and is a predicted model, not a curated record. Lineage: Eukaryota; Viridiplantae; Chlorophyta; Chlorophyceae; Chlamydomonadales; Volvocaceae.